Mya arenaria is the source of this 20467-nucleotide messenger RNA. RefSeq names its product E3 ubiquitin-protein ligase RNF213-like. The coding region runs from base 97 to 15660 and encodes 5187 amino acids. Gene Ontology annotation, molecular function: ATP hydrolysis activity; ubiquitin-protein transferase activity. The transcript has 95 exons. Lineage: Eukaryota; Metazoa; Mollusca; Bivalvia; Myida; Myidae. The record is from RefSeq and is a predicted model, not a curated record.
UAUGCGCAUGCCUUUCAAGUCAUAAGAAGGAUCGGUGCGGGAGUUAAUAGUUCGUUGGAUUUCAGCAUCAUAAAAAGGAAAUCAUGUAAAACUACGAUGAUCAAGUGUCCUCACCCCGAUUGCCAGGGAUCGGGACAAGAAGGAGAAUUUUGUGAAGAAUGUGGUUUCGGUUUAGAGCAAGAACCCAUCAAACCAAAAUCAAUCAAAUGCAAAGGCAUUUCUAAAAAGGAUGGCAAGCCUUGCACUGCAAUUCUUAUUGAAGGCGCAACAAAAAAGUUUUGUAGAGGCUGUGGAAACAUAGUUGAUCCAAAUAUAUUCCAAGACGAAAGAGAAACUGAAUUUUGUGUUGAUUGUGGAGAAGAAAAAUAUAUUAAUACAGAAUGCAAAGCGUGUCAUCAAGCUAAAGACAUACUUGGAGCUUAUAAUCAACCUGGUCAACAUGAGCAGGGGUGCGCAGAUGACAACGCUUUUGAUGAUACUCCUAAGGGAAUUAUAUCACAUAACCAUCAUGAACUUCCUAAUGUCUCGCCCCAGAAUAUUGUCCAAACAACACUGCAAAAUUCUUCCCAAAUGAAUACUGGCCAACUUAGCAGCAAUGAAACAAAUUUAGCGUCAACGAACAAAGCGAUAAAUAUAAAACCAAGCGAUGAAGAACAUCAUAGUGCUAUAAUAAAUACACAACAUACAACAUUGUCAUUGACAAACAGUUUUCAAGCAACUGCACAAACAAACAAUACAGGCACAAACGUAAACCCACAACCACAAGCAGCUUAUCGCAAAAGCCAGGCCAAUGAAAAGGAAGACAAAACACAAAUACAAGCGACUUUAUCAGAAGCUAGCAGCAAUGGGUCUGCUACCAACAGAAAUGUUUGGGUUCAAGGCCAACAGACAGCAAACACUAGAGAGGCAACAGCUUCUGUUGAACCGAUGCAAAUACGCAAGGACCGGAUUGUUACAGUCGUUUUUCACGUUCUUGUUGAACGGAAGUUUUUGUCAAGUGAAACAGAUGUUGUCACCUUACGAAUGAGUAUUGACGACUGGAAAAUGCACACCAUGCAGCAAGUCGAUUUUGACCAGACUUACGUUGAAUGCGACUACGAAAUGAAAAUACACAAGGAACAAUUGACAAACUAUGGCUUCCGGUACAAGUACUGUGUUUACUCAAGCAAUACUAACACCAAUGAAUGGGAGGAGUACUACGACAAACAUGCAUAUUCGGGACAACAUAUGAAUAGAACAAUCGGCGUUCCUGAUACAAUUCUGAAAGGAAAAGAAAUCUGGCAUCAAUAUGACGGUAUGGCUACAAGACCAAAGUCCCAGACUUUGGGGAAGAAAUUUGUGUCAUAUUUAACUGGAUCAUAUAAAAAAGAUUGUAAAGAGAGAGCAGUUAAAUUCGCACACAAAUUUUGCCCACCCCUGUUGCAAAACAACUCUGAGCUUGGCAAGUCCAUUUUGUCGAAAGAUAGAAUCAAUGAGUGUGUAGACUUGUUUGAAAGCCUUGUGCGUGGAUUGCGUAAGGUAUAUCACAUUGACGCUGGUGUGGAAAAAACUGAUGCAGAGUUUUUUGAAGAGAUUUUUAAACCCGUGUUGGACUCGUCUUUGAAGUCACUAAAGAAAAAGGGCAACACUGCGAUGAACGGCCAGAAAAAGGCUGUUUUAGCAAUACUCAUAUGUCUUUGCUUCCAUCGGGUAAAUAUGAACAUUUUCUCACAAUAUUUGGCUCAUCUUUGCGAAAGUUGUUUGGUGGAAGUCGAUAACGUCUCCAUGCGAAGCAGUACGUUUGAAACCCUUCUGCAGAUGUUCGACGAACCUUUAAUCGAGAUUGCUGUGAAGACAAUACUGAGAAGCUGGUCAUCAAAUGAAAUCUCUUGGAUGUAUUGUCUUCCAUUGCUGCACGUGGUCAAUGGUACUUGCUGUCCAUUUGAAAGCUGUAAAGUUGAUCGGCAAUAUGAACAAAAGAAUUCUGCUUGGUGGGGAACAAAUGGCAUAGAGAAAAUCGUUUCUGAAACAAGAACCUUGAUGUAUUCGGACAGUAAACGUGAUCGCAGCCCACUAAAAAAAGUGGUUGAAAAACUGAGAGGUGUCUUUCGUUUUGAUACAUACUUGCCUAGAAGUAUCUUAACGUGUAUAAGUCCUUCAGACCUUGAAUGGAUUGUCGAAAAAGAAGACUUUCCUAUGGAUGUGUGCUGUGCUACACUAGCGACUAUGUACUAUGAUCAACGCAAGGAUCAAUCUUCCAAAAACGACAACGAGCUGAAUGGCAUUGAGAAAUGUUUGAGGUUGUUUGUUAUGCGACUUGCGAAAACAUUUAACGACUGCAACCGACCUGGCUCAGCAAAUGAAAUAGAAGCUGCCAGCACUAUUUCACAAGAUAUGUAUGAGUUUUCAGUAUCAACGGAUAGAUUCUUUUCAAGAUUGUAUCCAGCUCAAAUACUUCUCUAUUGCCUAACAUUUGAAGACCAAUUAGAUAACAGAACCGAAAGUGACAGAGAAAUUACCGUGAAAACCGCUGCGAAAGAGAUGUGCGACUGGCUAAAGAAAGACAGGGAUGCCAUUGAUUUGAAGCCCACAAAUCUCAGUGAUCAUCUACAGAAAUGGAACCAUUGUGUUUUGACACCACAAGUGUCCAACGCUGUUUUUGAGUUGUGGACUAAUUCAGUGACAUCUUGUCUCCAACACGCUCUACAAGAAAAGACUUCUUCUGAGUUAAGGAAGAAAUUCGUCUCAGUAUACUGCAGACAUCUAGACACGUUUGAAAAGCCACUCCAAGAAUGUCUCUCCACCGUGGCAGUGACGGCAAUGGAAGACGGUUAUAAAAUCCAGUAUGAAAUGUUCGUAGCCAAAGAACGAAAGCGCUUUGGAAGCCUUCUUUCCAAGAUGUUCCAAUCUUGUUGGACAACAUAUUUUAAAGAUGAAGAAGACUGGGAAAAGGAUAAAGUCACUAUGUUAACAAUGGUACUUCAGUGGCCACCAAUGAAAGUAUUUUUGAAUAAAACAGCGGAAUUCCAUGACAUUAUAAUGGAAGAUUGCAAAGAAAAGGUGGCACAUUUAAAUGAAAACGUAUUGAGUGUUUGGACCGCUAUCUUAGAGGGCAGUGUUGAAGUUAGAUUGUUCCGUCUCGUUAAAAAAAACGUUAGGACGUUUGCUGGGCUGGUCACCCGCCUUUCCAAAACGAAAGUGCUAACAGAAGUACACAAACGUGUCAAAAUCAGGAUGAAAGAACUUCAAGCGGUGGAAGAUAGACUUAAAAAAGUCGUGAUCUUUAUUAGUCACUGCAAAUAUUUGAAAUCAGCAAACACAAAAGACAUAGAAGAAGUAGUAUUUAAAACAACGGACAUGAGUUUAGAACGUGCACGAAUGGACAUGCUAUGUGAUGUGGCAGAAGAUGUGCCUUACUCAUCAAUUGACACUUAUCAACCGUGUGUGAGUCUAUUCAAUGACUGGCCGCCAUUGCUACAAAUCAUUGACAUGCUGUACAGAGUAAACAAAAGUUGCGUUUUCGAACGAAUGUGGAAAGAGAGUUGCGACCAAUUCGAAGAAGACUUCCCUGCCGUUGAUGUCGUCAUAGAGAUGGUGUGGAAGCCAACAAUAGAACGAUACGGAAAAUUUGUAAAACAUUUGAAGACGGGUGAAAUCGAGUUCAUGCUAGUACAACAGUUUAUAGGCAAGAAAUGUGGAACAGACAUAGAUCUUAUGCGUGCCGAACUCGAGUACCUGGGUCUAGACGAGACAAUGAUCAACGAGAGACUCAUUCAGAUUGAAAAGCACUGGCAAGUCAAACAUUUUGUCGACUUUGCCAACGUACUAAUUGAUAUGCAGGAAGCAUUUGACCUUAGAGGAAACUUCGAACCAAUCAGAAAAAUAACAGAGCACAACUCGAAGGCGACCAAGAUUAGCGACUUCGAUGCACAAUUAGUUGAAGCGUGCGCGAUUUUACAGCGAGUAACAGCCCAACAAAGUAUAUGCUUGAACAAUUUUGUAAGAUGCAAGGAUCUUGUUCUUUGGAUAAGGAACUCAACGAAAGAGUCUGGACCAAAGGAACUCAAGGUGUUCAUUGAAUUGGCGCUGAAUACAGCUGGAGAAAAUCAAAUGAACGUAAAGAAGGUCCAGUGCCUGCAAGAAGCUGUUGAUGGUUAUUCAAGUCUGAUAUUUGAUCUUAGUACGAAUGAUGGGUAUACGGAAUUGCUUGAAAAAUGUGCAUCCGUGUGGAACAUUCUCGAACAGAGACCGGAGCUUUCUGAGAAAAUUCUGGACUCGAAUCGACAGACAAGUUGGUUUCAAGAGAUUAAAAUGUUCCAUGGAUCAGUAGAAGUAUCUUCCCUCAUCCAAGCUGAUACAAUCAACACAAAAGGCACAAUCUACAUCGGACAAAAAGUUAUCGACAUCAAAGAACGAGGAACAGCUGAUUUGGUCAUAGAUAACGUCAUUAGACUUUCCAUUCCAAAAUUAAAAAAUUCUGAGUUACAAGAAUAUUCAUUUGAAAAUUUACAAGAAUUACAAAGUAAACUUAUGCUUGUGAUUGGCAAGGAAAACGUCACAAACGAAAACGUGCAAAGAUUUACAUUGAUCUUCGAAAAUGUCAUGCGCCUUUGUGACGUGUACAUUCAACUGUGUUUGUCUGGCUGUGUACUUUUUAACGAUUGGAACGUAGAGUUUCUCUGUUCACCUGAGCUUGACCAACCUAUCUGUGCAACCAUGGAGUUUGAUGAUGCUUUCACGCUGGUCGGUCGAAAGUCGGAGAACGAGGGUUUAGUAGAAAUAAUGAGGGAGAUAGCACGGUUUCUUGAAUCAUGUCUUGAUGAUUGGCUGAAACACAUCAGGGAUCGAAGAAACGAGUUUUCAUUGCUGAACUACUUCACGACCGACCAGCUUGUAUUGCUACAGACGGAACUUAUAAAGUUAAAUACAGGGGAUGAACCAGCACUUUCAGUUUAUCCUUUGCUUUCUGUUUUAAAGGAGAAAUGUACGAAAGAUGAUGUCAAUGAAUCUAUGAAAGAAGCAAACAUCAAUGUGUUGGAAAUUGCUCAGGAACAAAAAGCAGAACGAGAAAGGUCAUUGGCAAAUAAAAGCCAGAGCGAAAAAGAUGCUCAAAAGAAAUUGGCAUUUCUCCAGAAACUAGACGAAAUGAGCAUAGAAGAGGAUUUAGCUGAACGAUCGCUGGCACACGUGAGCAAUGAGGAUAUUGAAACCUUAGACACUUCUAACGCUUUGGUAUGGUGUAUGGAAGAACAGGAACGGAUCGAAGACUCUAAGAAAGAAAACGACAAGGGUACUCAGAAAACCCUAUUUUUGCACUCUGGUAGUUCAUUAAUGGCCACCAUUAAUGAAAAGAUGUCUCACACAAGAGAUAAAAGAGAAAUUGGAUCAGCCCCACUGAUUGGCAGACUUGGCGAUCUAUGGAAAAAUUUCCUUCAUUCCAUUUCUACAAGCAUCAGCGAUUUUCUUAGUCUUGACCAUCUAGGCCUAGUUUUGAAAAAUCUUCAACAGAAAGAUGAAAGGAAGGUACGGAGGUCUCUGACGCCCAACAUGAAGGAAGGAGAACCAAACUUACUUGUCUGCCAAGAGGAUGAGGUUUUGCAGACGUGCUUAUCGCUUUAUAAAAACAAUAAAGAUCAACCGUUGCCGCUCUCUGAUGAGGUGUUACUUUGCUCAUCAGAAACAACAAAGGACGAGAUGGACAUUUUUCUCCGCCGUGUAUUCAGUGGUGAUGAUAAUAAAAUUCAUUGCCUUCUUAAUGUUGAAAAACUGAAUUAUGAUGUUACUGAAGUCGCAGAGCAAUAUGUGGAAAAAUAUUUGGACAAACGCAAGGAAGCGGACAAAGCUUUCUACAAGUUCGUUGUCAUAUGUUCAUCUGGAAGUGAAUGCCGAUCAAACUUAGUGUCUUCACUUGAGAAGUUCACAAGAACUAGGUCUAUGGUGAAUGUACAAUCAUUACAACACUAUCUUUUGACAAAAUUCGAUAUCGAUGAGUUGACGUUAAACGACGGUGAAGACAUUGAACCAGCAGCAGCUUUGCAUCAGCAAAAAUCAACCGUGUGGGUAGUUAAAUCGAAAAGAACUGGCAUGGGGAAAUCAUUGUACGCCGAAAGAUGUACUACACAAUUAGCAACUCUGAACAAGAGCAGUUGCACAGAAUCAAGGAGAGUAACCAUUCCGUUGCAAGAGAAGGCAGUGAACAGCUUUUCGAUAUCAGACCAAUUGCUCCAGUUUACAAGAAGUCCUGAAGAUAGCACAGCUAAUAUAAUUCAUUUGGAUGUUUACCCAGAGGUGCAAGAAGGAUUAGACUUCCUCCUUUUCAAUCUCUUGAUACUGAACUGCUUAACCAAUCGGAAAGGUCUCGUAUGGCGCAGAUCUAAGAACGAUCUGUACUUGAUUGAAUCGUUGCCAACUCUAUGCAAAUUGUCAGACGCGGACGGAACCAACGGAGAAAGCCAAUGUAUCCACGAGAUGUUUCGUAUACUUCCUGACAUCGUUUGUCGCUCCCCAUCGGAAUGCUUGCAAGUGUACUCUGGAGUUCUCCCCAAUGGAUAUCAGAAAUCAGAUCUUCUCUUUGAUAAGGAACAGUUUUGUAGUGAAGUGUUUCAACGCCCCUACCGCUAUCUAAACAAAUUGGACAAGAAAGAAAGUAUUGCGUUUGGCGGUGGCCAAUCUAUAAUGGCAACAGGACCCACCAAGGAUACAGACAUUGAAAGAAAAGAAUGCUUAAGUACACUGAUCAGACACUGUGGAGCUGUAAAUCCAUCAUGGGCAGAACUGCAUAAUUUUGUGUGGUUUCUUAACACACAGCUAGUAGACCUAGAAAACAACCAAUUUACUUCAGCAUCAGCGUCUGCAGAUUUACCCGGAUUUGGACAAUUCGCUCUUCGAUUUAUAGUGAAUAUGUCCAGGGAUUUCUCAACACGAUCUUUGAAAAUCAGUGAAGAGGUUGGAGAGGAAGAUCAUAGCUCAGAGAAGGAUUAUGUCGAUGCAUUCAAGAUGAGAAGAACGUGGGAGAGCAGUCCGCAUCCGUAUAUCUUUAUCAACUCCGAUCGAAUGUCGUUCACGUUCUUAGGAUUUUCGUUAGAUCGGCGAACUGGUGAUUUGAAAGAUAUCAAAACUGGUUUAACGAUGGAAGGCGGAUCAAAUAUUAUAACAACAAGAUUGUUCGAUGCUCUGAAAACAAAUAAAGUUCAGCUGCAUGAUGAUUUUGAUUCCCUGAAAAGGUCUGAUAAACUGACGAGGUUAUGUUUGGUCAUGGGCGUUCAUGUACCGCUAAUAAACGGCAAACCAACACCAAUUGACCCCGAUGAGACAUACGAACUUACAACGGACAAUGUGAAGAAAAUGCUGGCAAUUUACAUGCGUUUCAGAUGCAACAUACCUGUGAUAGUUAUGGGAGAAACAGGUUGUGGAAAAACGAGAUUGAUCGAUUUUUUGUGCAAACUACAACGACCACUGGAUUCAUUAGUACAGAAUAUGAUUAUACUAAAGAUCCAUGGUGGAACGACUGCUAACGUCAUUUCAAAGAAAGUGAAAUUUGCCCAAAAAAUUGCUCGAGAAAACUUGAAAAAAUAUGGACAGCAAAUGUACACAGUUUUGUUUUUUGACGAAGCGAAUACAACUGAAGCCAUUGGUGUUAUUAAGGAAAUCAUGUGUGACAGAGCUAUUGCUGGAAGGAAACUAGACGACUGUCCGAAUCUAAAAUUUGUUGCAGCAUGCAAUCCGUACAGAAAACAUUCUGAAGAUUUGAUUAAAAAGCUCGAGAAAGCCGGACUCGGAUAUCACAUUGAAGCUGACAAAACAACUGAUAAGCUAGGAAAUAUUCCAAUGAGAAAACUGGUGUACCGAGUGCAGCCCUUGCCGAGGAGCUUGCUACCUUUUGUAUGGGAUUUUGGUCAACUUAACUCGGAUGAUGAGGAAAACUACAUUCGACAAAUGAUCCUUCAUCGUUUGUCAAGAAAAGGUAUUCGCUUAAACGGUGCAGACGUCAAAGUAAUAGGUAGAAUUCUUUCCACCUGUCAGAAAUACAUGCGACAGCAAGAGGAUGAAUGCAGCUUCGUGUCACUUCGUGAUGUGGAGCGAACGUUGACAGUGAUGGCCUGGUUCUAUCAGACUGGUCCAAAAUGUCUCUUUCGUAUGAUGAAUGAACAUAUGAAAAGUCAACAAGGUCCCAAUGAAAUAUCGCUUUUCCUUUCUGAUGUGGCGAGAUCGCUUGUUUUGGCCAUUGGUGUGUGCUACCACGCAUGCCUGACUAGCCGAGAAAUGUUUCGGUCUUCAAUUGCUCAGUCCUUUACGGAUACAUUUGCUUUAUCAAAUGGCGCAAAUCAUAUAAAGGCAGAAAUUGAAGCGUGUCAGUGUGUCUUCAUGGACAACAUUGAUGUAGCAGACAACAUUGCGAUCAACACAGCUUUGAAAGAAAACUUUUUCAUGAUGGUAGUUUGCACAGAAUUGACAAUACCAUUGUUCCUGGUUGGAAAGCCAGGCAGUUCAAAAUCACUAGCACGCACCAUUUUGGACGAUGCAAUGCAAAGAGACAGUUCCAAAAGUUGCCUAUUCAGAACCUUUAAAAAGGUUCAGAUGAUAUCCUUCCAAUGUAGCCCACAUACCACCGCUGAAGGAAUAGUCGGCGUUUUCAGACAGUGUGCAUAUUUACAAAAAAACAAGGAUACUGGAAAAUUUGCUGCUACAGUUGUUUUGGACGAAGUCGGUUUGGCAGAAGACAGUCCAAAAAUGCCACUGAAAACACUUCAUCCCUUGCUGGAAGAAGGAUGUGACGAUGAGGAUAUUCCGCCACAUGAGCGAAAGGUUAGUUUCAUCGGAAUAUCCAACUGGGCUCUUGAUCCAGCAAAGAUGAACAGAGGAAUUCUGGUACAAAGAGCUGUUCCAGACAUUGUCGAGCUGAAGGCCACAGCAAGGGGUAUAUGUAUGAAAAACGAGGAAACCGAGCAACUGUUGAUACCAAUUGUAGAGCCGUUAGCUGAAUCAUAUCUAGUCGUCUUUCAGCAAGCAUCUGAAUCCCCACGAGAGUUCUUCGGUUUGCGCGACUUUUACAGUCUUGUCAAAAUGGUAAACUGUUUUGUUGAAAAGACGAAGAAAAAACCAACUUGGCCUCAACUGUUGUACUGCAUAAAGCGAAAUUUUGGUGGACUAGACAAAUUUGAUCCAGUGGAACCUUUCCGAACCAAGAUUGCACAUGUUACCUACGUAAACCACCGCGGGGACGACAGUGGCGAGGAAGUUGACAACACAGCUUCUGGUCUUAUAAGAGCUUGCCUGUUUGGAGACGAACAUGUGAAAGUCGACAGUAGAUAUUUGUUGUUGUUGACUGAAAACUUUGGUGCUUUGACUAUUAUACAACAACAGCUGUUUUCAAACAAAUCGGGCAAAGAACGUCCUGAAGUCAUAUUUGGAAGCAGUUUUAAAAGCGACCAACAGUACACACAGGUAUGUCGGAAUAUCAACAAAAUAAAGGUUUGCAUGGAAACUGGAAAAACUGUUAUUCUACUGAACCUGGAGAACCUGUAUGAGAGUCUAUACGACGCCCUAAACCAAUACUACGUCCGGUUUGGAGGAGAACGUUUUGUAGACAUUGGACUAGGAACACACCGAGUUAAAUGCCCCGUGCAUGUUAAAUUCAGACUGAUCGUGGUUGCCGAAACAAAGACAGUUUACAAAAAAUUUCCCAUUCCAUUGAUAAAUCGUCUGGAGAAACACUUCCUUAGCUUGAACACAAUGCUUACAGACGAACAGAGAAAUAUAGUGACUCAUUUGAGUUGUUGGGUAAAUGAAUUCGUCUCUGACGAAAGACAACCAAAAGAGAAGAUACACGUCAAACGGAACCUAGGUGACGUUUUUAUUGGAUUUCAUGCCGAUACAUGUUCUGCGAUUAUUUUGGACCUGUGUUGGAGGUUCAAAAACGAGGAUAAAAAUCAGAUUUUGAAGCGUGGGCAGGACAUUUUGCUGUGGUGUGCCAUACCCGAAAGCCUGGUGUAUAGACCUGAAGUUGACCUCGAAACCUACAAUAUUGAACAACAGCACGAAAGCAUCGCAGAUUACUUAACACAAAAUGUUAAAAAAAGAAGAGAUGUCCCUCUCUUGGCACAGAUAACAACACAUUCAAAGUUACUGGCUGGUGUGCACAAACACCUUCUUAGUCGCUCAAGUGGAAUUUCUAUUGAAAAUAUUCUUUUGCUGGAAUCUCUUCCCGCAUUUGACACGGAACAGCAGUUUUCAUCAAGGAUUCAGCAAUAUAUGAGACAGAUCGUGGAAAGAGAUCAAGGUAUGAUAGUAAUACAGUCUGACUCAGGUGAUCAGAAUGAAACAUUGAUCGCAAGUGCACGUUACUGUAUUCUUUCUACAAUGAAAGAGAUGGCAUACGUACAUGUGAUAUUUGUCAUUCAAUUGCCAAGAAAAAGUGGUGGAUGCUUCGGGGGCUUUCAGAGCGGAAUUUGGCACUCGGUUCAUAUUGACGAACUUUACUGUGAAGAGCAAACCAACUUGUAUUUGAGAGAAAUGCAAGGAAUCACAAUGAGCGAAAUAUUUCGAACUGGUCAUAGACACUCAAAGGAACAGAAAGAAAAGGUUGUUCCUGUAGAAAAAAUCAGACAAGUUUUGAUUGCUUGUGCACAAUCAUCAUUGUCGGUCGUAAAAGAUGUAAAUGGAAAUAGAGCAACGGAAAGACUAGAUAUCGUGCUUAAUUGCAUGCGUCGAAAUGAAAUAUGUGGACAAGCACAAUACAUAUUUGUUGAUGGGCUUAUUGAGCUAGUGUCUAAGCGCCUGAAAGAUUUAGAGAAAGAUCCAAUAAUGGCCAAAAGAUGGACAACAUAUGAUGCCGUACAAACGAAAGCAAUCACCAAGGCUGGAACCUUUCGCCGGGCCUGUUUGAAAACAUUAAUGGAAAAGGUAUCGCCAAUGGUUGCACAAAUAAUCGCUUUUCUUGAUACUGACAAGCAGCUAGACCUGCUUUAUGACGGAGAAGACUGGAAGCAAAUGAUAUGGUUAAGAGUGCUGAAUACAGCAGAUACACUCAACAUACAGUUUGACACAAGCUGCAAGAAUCGAGAUGUCAUGGUGACCAGCUCUGGGAAAGAUCACUCGUUUGGGGCAUUGUUUCCUUUCUCUUGGAUCAUUAGCCGCAAGCUGAACGAAUUAUUGAGUCAGCCUCUACCAAAAACCGAGGACACCGACGGUACAUGUCCAAGAUACAUCAUCGAAACAAUAUCAAAGGUUUUUUCCAAUGACCCAUUAGGAAACGUGAUUGGCAGUACACUUCUGAAAACAAAUGAUUCACAGGGCCUUUUUAAAGACGUCAUGACUGCAUAUGUCCAUGAUUGUGCUCACAUGAAAUAUUUGGCAGGGAAAGACUCAGAAAUGAGUUUGGUGCGUCAGUGCAUCGAAGAAAGGGCUUGUAAUCUCGUCUCACAAACUGGAAACGAGAGAAACAUUGCAGACGUUUUGAUUAGCGUUCAUCUUGCGUUGCGGCAGAUCGACGAACAACUUACUAAUUUUAGAUCCAUGAAUGCUCUUUGGCCAAAAUGCAGUCUAUUUGUGCAGACUAACAAACAAAAUGAAAAACAUUCCAGUUCAGCCGACGGAUAUUUACUGUUUGCUUUGUAUGGCCUGGUUGAUACGCUUAAACCCUCGACUGAUGAUGUUGCAAACAAGAAUGCAAUUAACACUUGGCUGACAAGAGUUCACGAGGCUCGCACAGUUGUUGAAAUGACUUUCCACGCUUACAAAACUAUUCCACUAGUGGUUCAAGAUGACAAAAACCUGUUACAAGUAUCCAGGGAAGCAUGGUGUCAAAUAAGCAUAGUGAAACUGUUCGUCGAAUGUGUCUGUUUUGGCACCGAUGAUACAAUGGUCAGUUGGAAACAAUGUACGGCACUGCGAAAGAAACUUGAAAAAGAAAAAGUUGCAUCUGUCAAAGACGCUAAAACCCUCAACAAUAUCGAAGCAUGGCUGAAGUUGUGCUGCAGCGUGGCAAAGAAGAUGUUUUUUGAAAAAGGUAACUGCUGCUGUAAGUGUGAACGGAUAAUAAAAGGACCACCAGUGGAGUUGCCAUGCAAACAUUUACUUUGUGACGAGUGUCAUGAAACAAAGUUUUUGCUUUUGGAACUAAGAGCGUGUUUAAGCUGCAAGGAAGUUGUACAAAAGCAAUGGAAAUCUGAUAAAUCAGCAGAAAAAUGGACUGCAAAGAUAAAGUUCAACAAGUAUCAACAAUGUUGUAAUGCGUUUUACAUGGGACUGGUGUCGCAACUCUGCUUUGAUGACCAGGGUCCUCCAUCAGUCGACGUCAUUGACAGGUUGUUGUCGUACACGUUUUCAACAUCAGACGAUACGAAACACUUUACAAGGGAUAUGUCGAUUUUCGAAACAGGAAUUGAUCCGAAUCCUGUAUUUCGGACCUACUUGCUGCAGAUGUUGAUCAGAUCCAGCCGGGAAUCAUUUAACAGUAUGGCAGAUUGUUUUUUCGAUAAAGCAAGAUCAUGCAUUCAGAAGACGGACGGUUGGAGUGAAAGUCUUGUCGAAAUAUUUAAUCUUGUGUGCCAAUGCAUUGAGGACGAGCUGUACCAAGAAGCACGAUCAGAGAACAUUUUACAAUGUUGUUUUAAGGCUUUUGAUUCAGCACAGGGAAUGUUUGAUAAAGAGACUACUUCGAUCAUAGCUAAACUUAGCGCAGUAGCUAAUAUGAAAUUUCUGCUCAAACGUGUCACCGUAUACCUUGCAAGAUGUCUGACACAAGAUGGGGUAACCCUUGAUGAAAAUGAGUUAAAUCUUUUGCGGAUGACAAAGACCAUGCUUACUAGACCCGAAGCGGAGCUUUCAAGAUGUUAUCUGGUGAAGCUGUUAUGCCGCCAUUGUAAUGUAGAGGUGUAUCACAGGCUAAGUGAGAGUGUCGACGAAAAUGUCAAUUGGAUAAGAGUGGAACGGCUGCGUCAAAAAGAGGCCUCAUUGGUACCAGACAGGUUCAUCAUUUGUGGUAAUGUGUACACAAAUAUCAGGGAUAAGGUUGCGCAAGUUUUCACAGGUGAAGACAUGUCAAUAUUGGAAGAAGCUGUGAAGAAUAGUCGAGGUCAAUCAAAACAUACGGGACUCUACUUGGAACUGGCUGUUUUCAGGGAAAUCACGUGUACAUAUUCCGUCGAUAGCCAAUGCGAAUCGAAGGCGAAAACGUUUAGACAACGUUUGGAAGAAUAUGACUUUGUUGAGAACAAGGAUCUUAUUUGUCGCAUGUUGGACAAUGCACUGGUGCCAAGCAGCAAGCUUAAACUUUUCGAUGGAGAAACUUCCAGACAACGCAGUCUACAAUGUCUUAUUGUCCACUUCAUGUCAGUGAUGAUACGAACAAAUGAAGGAUCGUCCGUUGUCCUACCAUUUCAAGUAUUGAUGAACAAGCCUGAGACUGCUAUGAGAAUGUAUCUACCCGCAAUGCCAUUGGAUGAACUUGAAGAGGUAUUGGACGCUAUUCGUGAAGCUCAUAAGGAAAACAAGUACAACAAUCCGGCGUUUUGGAAAUGUCAAAAUGGCCAUCCAUAUGUGGUUGUAGACUGUGGAAACAGAGUUGAGAAAGCAAAGUGCAACAAAUGCGGUGAAGAUAUAGGAGGAGGUGCAAAAGACAACAUGAAACUGGAUUAUAUACCAAAACCAAGUGUUGGGCACAUUCUUGGACACGCAGAUAUAAAAAGUACUGUUGUUGCUAUUAGAGAAAUGUCCCCGAUAUACGUUGCACUAAUGAGACUUCUGACGCACUUUGCUAUGUUUUUGGGGAUAGCGACGGACAGAAAGGCAAUCGCAGACUUGAUCAUGCCAGGCAUCUCAAUAGAUGAUGUAGACUCUUACAUUUGGAGACAUAUAGAAGUGGACAUGGAAGUCAUCAAAACAGUUUUAGCAACAGGAGACAAUCUUGAUGACAUUUUCACCAUGAUGCAUGUUGUUAUAGACAGACUAGGUGAUUACGAACAAGGAUUAGAAUGGGCCUGUCACUACAAUUUCAGAAGAAAAGAAGGGAGGAAAUUGUGGGAGGAAAAGUUUACAAAAACUGUGUUGCAACCUGUUAUAGAGAAAAUGACGGAAGCAAUAGCCGGCAAAAAUAAAAUGCUUGCUGAGGAUACUAGGCUUGGAGCUCAGCCACUUCUUCGUCAUAUUUAUGAAGUUGACAAUGAGUUGACAAACGACAAUGUGGAGGAAAUAUAUGCCAAUCCAUGUAUGUGGCGAUACAGAAUACAACUGAACUUCCAACAUAUGUGUACUCAACUAGAGGCAAAGCAUGGAUCAUCCAAAGAUGUAUUUGCCGUUCUGAAGUUAUUUGCAGAAGAAGAUCCAGUGUUGCAGGCGAUGAAGUAUGUUCCUGAUAUAUUGACCUUGCAGAGAAAACUUAUUUUCAAAUAUACUAAUGUCACUCGCAUAGAUCGCAGGGAAGCCAACGAGAUAACGGUUGCCAAACUGAUCGAAGCCAAGGCUGCUGGAGAUGAGACAGAGAGACUUAUAGCCAGUUUUACUUGUGCUUGGCAGAUAGUAAGGGAACAGCUUAAGACAUACGUAUGUGUGACGGAAUUCGGCACGGCCAAAGUUGAUACAAAAUAUUGUCAAGGCAUCAUUGAUGGCAAUACUCCAUUAUCAGUUUUAUUGCCGACCCAGAAAGGUCCUGGGCUAUGCUCAUUUGCGCUCAUUGAUCUGUUUUUUAGAAGACAAAACAAUUUCAUUGAUUGUUAUGCCCAGUUACACAAGAGAGAUCGGAAAACAAUUCAUCAUAUAGUGCCUACCUCGGUUACCGCUGCUCAUCUGAUCUGCUAUGACCAUGAAAAAGACAUCAGACCGUUGAUAUUCGCCAAUUGUCAAUACAGUUUAGAACUUGGACAAGGCACUAAAAUCGAAUACGAUUUCCAAGGAUUAGAGCGGCAGCUUGUUGACCGGAUAUUCGUUUCAAAGUCAUUCAUAGAUGUUGGGGUGGUACUCAAGAUUGAUAUUAUGGAGUACAGGUCGGACGUGACUAAUCUUCAAAUAUUUGAAGAGCUGGGCGAAAAAAUUGUACAGGAAUCUCUUCACUCCAAAGUAAAAGAUGUCAUAUACGAAGAGUCAAACAAUUUACCAGAGGUGUGCAGGUCGAUUGAUGUCCUCGACAUUGCAAUACGUUUCCUGAGAUCUACUGGUGGAGAACCAGACAUGCAUCUGUUCAGUUACCUGAAGGAAAAGCUGCAGAUGACGACCGAACUAUGUAGUCAAAAGGCUGAGGAAGUUUGCACUCUGAAACAUUGCCGAUCGCUGUGGCUGGCUCUAAGCUUACACAAAACAAAACUGUUAAUGAAUGGUGAACAGGAAGUGUUUGAUGCUCUAGACAAACAGUUUCAUGACGAUUUACCAGACGAAAGUUUAUCCUCUUUACACGGAAUUAUAAAUUCGUUGACGGAGAAAGAGCUUGCCAAUUUCGUGGAUAAGCUACAUGAGUUUAUCAUCAUGAAAUUAACGGUUAACGAAAAGACAAACGGCAGUGAGUACAGCGGAGAUUCGUCAAAGCAAAAGCUUCCUGAUUGGCUGAACGCCUACUACGAAUUUGACGAAGACGAAGACGAUGUUCAUACAACUAAAAGUCUGUUGCCACCUUGUGACAUUCUAAACUGCCACUGUGUAGCAGUCUGGAAAACUGCAAACACUGUUUUGAAAUCGAAGCGCUCUAAUUAAAAUAACAAUUAUCUAAAAUAUUUUGAAAAUAUUUCGUGGUGAAAGGUCUUUGGAGCGACAUCAGUGAAUUAUUGUAACUUUAAAGGUUAGCAUGUCCACAUGUAGGUACCCAAUUAUUAAUUAUUUGUUUGCUUAUUAGUGUCCAAUUUAUAUCUGAUUUAGUUAAAUUAAUUGCGUUUGUGGUAAUUUUGAUAGCAUGUAUUUAUGUUUGACUGAUUUUCUAGAGCCUGAGUUUUUUACAUAAAUUUAGUGAUUAUUUUCCUAAUUAUUAUUUUUAUAAUCAGUUUUUGUUUGCGUCUUAUUUGUUGAGUGUGAGUUUUAGUUGCUUUAUAAACUACCACCAAUGUAUCAGUCAUCAUACAUGCUUGUCUCUCAAUGCAAAAUAUGUAGUGAAACCAUUGUUUUCGGUAAGAGUUAUUCAGUAUUCUUAGGCUUUGUUUAAGUCGACAUUUACACAUUGAUUUUCUCAUGUCAAUGGUAAAAUUUCUAAAAUACUUUUCAAAAAUAAUGAAUAUUGUGUGUUUAUAAACUUACAUAUUUUUGUAAAUAUUACUUGGUAUAAUGUAUAUAUCUUUCUUCUGUCAUUGGUUUUGCUAGUAGUAGUGAAAAAUACAUAGUUUAUCAUUUGUAAAGGAUAUAUUCUUCAUCAAAACUGACCAAUGAAAUCAAAUUACAGAAUGUAUGGGUGCAUGCGCGCGUGUGUAUAUGUUUGCUGACUUUCAAAUACGUUUAGAACAAUUUUUACUCGAUGCUAAGCAGAUAUGUGUGUAUACAAUAUCUUUGAAAAUAACAUUCAUUGUUGUUGUGUUGUUUUUUUUUGUUGUUUUUUUUGGGGGGGGGGAUUUUACCCCUCAAUGCAUGUUUGUGGCUACCUAAUGUAUGUAAAGUUUGCCUUCAUCAUUAUCUGUAGCUAUCAUCAUUUUAAAGAAGAACAAGUGGAUUUCUUUAUGUGAUAGUUUGAAUGUAAACUUCAAGAACAGUGUGAAUUGCUGUUGUGGUUUCAUUACAGAUUGCUAUAAAAGUGUGUAUGCGUCAUCGUAUGUCAUUUUAGUUGUUCACCUAUAUUUUCUAAUUAAAAACAAAAUAAAUAUACCAAAAAUUGCAAUAUUUAAUUGCAUACUCGUUUGACUGUAGACAUGAUAUAUGUACAAAAUCAGUUUUAUCUUUUGCUGUAAAUUGUUUGCAAUGAUGUGUCUAAAUAUUCAUUUGUAUAAUGUUGAUGUUUAGAAGACUUCAUAUAUGUGCGUUUUAACCUGAUUGUUCGGAUAUUUUUGUACUGUAUUGGAACAGCUUAUAUUAACCUUGAUCAUACUUUAUUUAUAUGUAUAUAGACUUCACAUAUUGUAGAUAUAUUUAAAUUCCUGAUAAAUUUUAACAUGUUGGUUGUAAACACCAUAUGUAAAUCAUUUUGUAAUCAAAACCUUUGUAUAAAACACGUAUAUGUUUUGUGCCAUACGCUCGCAACGUUUACUAUCGACGCCGUGCUAAUAAACAGUUAUUAGUCAUGUAUUUUUAUUACAAUGAGUAUCGUACAAUGUUUAUUAGCAAUCAAUGUGUAUAAACUUUGUCUUUUGAAACAGAAUAUGUUAUGAGUUUAUGUAUGUAUGGUUUUUUUUAUCAUAUGCAAUGUAAAAAAAAGAUGUAAUCAGUACAUUCUAACAGGUGAACUUGUAACUCAUUAUUGCUUUUAAAUGUGUAUUAAGUGCUGCUAAACUGUUUUAAGGAAUGAAUUGCGGGGUUGUUGUCAUUAUCGGGGUAUGAACGCAAUUGGGCUGUUCUAAGUGUGCAUACUUUACCAGCCCAAUUGCGUUCAUAUCCCCGAAAAUGACAUCAACCCCGCAAUUCAUUCCUUAUAUUUACACCAAUUGUUCAUUAUUUUAUUCAAGAUACGUUAAAAAAUAAUUCAUUUCAUUUCGGAUUACCUUUCAGUAAUCCUUUCUUACCCAUUCUGUAAAUAGGACGACCCGACCGUUACCGGGAACAUUUUUUUUUCAAAUGACGUCAAAAUAAUGCGGGAAAAAAUCAACCACUUGAAAUCACUUUCAAACGUAAAAUUGAAACACUUUUGGCAUCAAAACGUUUUAAAUAUGAUCACUUAGCACUUUCUAAAAUGUUGUUUUAUAUUUUACGGGACCUGCUGACACAAUACAAACAAUAAAAAGAUCAAUUGUUUUCAUGUAUAUUGUUAUGCGAUGAAUUGCGAUCCGAACAUAUCGGAAGAUGUUGCGUUCAUCGAUUGAUGAACGCAAUUGCCGAAAGGCAGUUCAUUUAAGGAAUGGAAGAUGAGGUGUAAAUAUUUGACAUUGUUUUUAUAAAAUACAUCUAGAAUACUUGAGCCAUAAGCAUAUUGUUUUUGAUUUCAUGUUCUUAAUUAUCUAUAUCAGGAAGCUAAGCGAAAGAGUGUGUGUACUUGCUGUCGAUGUGUACACAAUACCUGUGAGUACACACACACUCAUGUGUAUUAAAACGGACUAAUUGGACGUGAACGUUAUGGCUUGAUAUGAUGAUUGCGUGUACCAGUGUCUUAUUUAUGUUCAUUUAUAACAAGUUCUUUAACAAUAUUAGUUUGCUGACGUUGUGUUAAACUGUUGCAUCCAUUACCAUUGUGAUGCAGACUGUAUUGUGUAUGGAACAGUUGUGCCUUUAAUAGUUUUAAUAUUUCAUAUAUAACGUAUGUAACCGGUUAUUACUUCUUCUGUAAAUGUAUUUUGUGUAUAAUGCAUGUAUUGGUGUAUUGUUUUGCAGUCGACAUAAAUGACGCUUUCCGACCGGUCACGUGCUCGACGUGUAAAAUGUAUGCAAGCUCUUGAAAAGUAAUAAAAACACACCCACAAAUUGUCUGAAAAUGUCGGCAUUCUGGAACUUGUGGUGAUGUUGUGAGGUUACUUUCAACCGUUACUUAUAACGGUUAACGGCAAUACUGAGGAUGUAUGGGAUAUUACCCCUACAGUAAUUUCAUGCCAAGAAUGAGCUACGUUGACAUAUUGUAUGAAAUAACUGAGCUAUAUAUUGCCUACAUCAUCAGCUAAAACAGUGUGUUUUUUAUAACUUAAGACAUGUAUAUUAUUUAGGUUGAUCAGACUGAUAUCUGAAUCGAAGUGACUUUAAUAGCAAAUGCAUAUAUUAUAGUAUGCAUAUAAGAUAUGUUGUGUGUUUAUUCAAGCACUUAAAAUAAAAAAUAAACAUUGGGGUUGAUCAUGAUACCCGUGUAUAUAGCAUUCUGUCGUCAUCUUUGUUGCUACGUGUAGAUGCCGAAAUCUUGAACAAUACAUAAUUACGUAUAAGAACAUUUUUAAUGUUAUAUUACAAUAAACAUGUUACAAUAUGCCAUAGCGUGUGCAGGACCUUGAUCAUUUAUCUCUGUGUCGCAGUUUUAUCAAUGAUACUUGUUUUAAGAAAGUUAACUGAUGUUUAUCUUUCGUGUGUCAAAUAUAAUCCGAAUGCAUAAAUUCUGAGAACACAAACCUGUUAAAGUUUUGAUUGUACAUUGUCCACGUACAACACAUUUAAAAAAAAUAAAAUGAGUUAUUGUGCAAACCACAGUUUAUUUUUUUAUCAUGAAAAUAAACCAAAUAAUUACUAACGAUUAUCAUUUGAAAAUUAAUACACCUUAUGCGGAUAUCUAACUCGUAAACGUAUGUUUUAAAAUUACAAUACAAUCUAUAGCAUAAUUUCUUUAUUUUUUGCUGUUAAGAUUAAUUUGUAUAUAUUUGUUUAUUUUAUGUGCAUGCCUCGUGUUAUACUAAAAUGUAUUUUUGUUUAUAUUUGUUGUUUUAAGUGUACUAUUUCUUCAGCGGUAGCAUGCGUUUAUUUUGAAUGUUUCGACAUAAUUAUCAUAGAAACUGUUUGUAAAGAAAGUUUCCUCUCAACGAUAUACGCGCAUAUAGAAAUUAAUGCGUAUACGAUAAUUGUUUUUAAAAUCAUAUUAAUUCGCUUAAUUCUAUUUCAUGGGAAUAAUCAUGUACAUCUUUCAAACCUAGUAUAAAAAUACCAUGCAAAUAUCUUUACAAAUAUAUACCAAUUUGAAAAAAGAGAAUAUUUCAGCAUAGAAUCAAUAAAAUAUACCUAUAACUUGUAAAUAUCGACUGUUCAGAUGAUAAACUUUUAUGUUUUAUUUUCGUAUGCAUUAUGGGUCAUAUGACUCAUAUUUUGAUACUAUUAUAUUUUGUCUUCAUGUAAGCGUAGUCCUGUGCGAGGAUACGGUACAUGAAAAGCAUACUAUAUGUUGAUAUGCAAAACUUUCCUUUGAUCAUGUAUACAGUGAUGUAUACAUGAAUGCUUAUAAACACUACUAUGUAUUUAAAUAUUAUGUACUCUUCUUAACUGUUUGUUCAUUUUUAAAAAAAAACGUCCUGCUCUUAUCUCAAGUAUUAAUGAAGAUACUAUGUUGCAUUAAUUUCACACUCACGGAAAAAAUAAUUCAAGACAAAGUAAUACCAAUGUCAUCUACGAUGUUUAGAGAGAUCUGUAAAGCUAUUGUUGAACUUCCAUUUGUGUAGUAUCUGAUGUAUUACUCUGGAGAUUUUUUCAGGAUAUUUUCAAAAUAAAAUCAUUACCAUAACUGUUGGAACAAGAAUAACGUACAUGUUUAUGACAUGCCGUUAUUGUUAUAUUUCGAUAGUAUAUUAUGCAAACAUUAAGAUAAGUUUGCUGUCAUGCAUACGUUAAUUGUCAUCCUACUUAUGUUUCUAAAAGAAAAGUUAAUAUGUUGCAACGUAAUAAGACUAGUUUAUACUAAAUUUGCCAUAUUGACUUUUAUCUUGUGAAACUAUUAAAUCAUACGUGUGAAAUAAAAGUUACAAAAAUC